Molecule: messenger RNA, 2024 nt
Organism: Chaetomium fimeti
Lineage: Eukaryota; Fungi; Ascomycota; Sordariomycetes; Sordariales; Chaetomiaceae
Exons: 1
Coding region: 263-1783 (506 amino acids)
Molecular function (GO): ubiquitin protein ligase activity
Source: RefSeq, a predicted model, not a curated record
UGUCGGGAGAAAUGCCUAGACCUGGCAGGAGGAAGGCACUCAAAGGAAGGAAGCAACAAGGGGGAUGGGGAGAGGGAUGGGAAGGAGAGCACAUGUAUGCCCGGGACUUACAGCCGGCGUAUAGCUUUGGCUUAUCCCCAGCCAUCACGAUCUCUCGUUCUGCAUGUUACCGCCCUAAUCCCUAUCUCGACUUCCAUGCGAAGCCGGCCUCGUUUUCUCAAGCACCACCUAGCACCGCCAAAGCGUCAUCAUUUCUUAAAGCAUGCCGAUCGAAAUUGCUGACGUGGGAGAGCCGGCGCCCGAGAACCCGACCAGCCAGUGGCAGAUGCAGCUGCGGGACAUCAUCCGCCUAUUGCAAUGCCCGGCUUGCUCGUCGCCACUCAAGAAGCCCGUCACCCUCCCCUGCGGCAAAACAUACUGCGAGAGCUGUCUACCGGCGUUACACAGACGGGAGAACACCUCAUGGCCGGGAACUCUAAACAGACAGUGGGGUAUUCACUGCCCCGACAUCGAGUGCAGCAGAGCGCAUGUCCAGGGAGACUAUGGCCCGGACAUCAUGGUCCGCCGCGUCCUUGAGGCUGUGGAGACCGUUUUACAGAACGGGGCCGACUCGCCCGCCCGAACCGGUCUUCAGACAACGAUCAUCUUCGAGAGCCCGCAGAAGAACAUGCUGACGACCCUCGAAGGUGGAACCCUUCUCGCCGCUUACAAGUUGGUGUCACUCGGGGGUUUGGAACGCAGCAUUAAUCCCGGGUUUCGGCCGCACGAAUGCGACGCCCGGGCGGUAAGAGCCUUCGACGAGGAGCUGCUGGCGCAAAUCAAGAGCGCGGCAAGGGAAGAACUCAGCUGCGAAGUCUGCCGGAUCGGCCGCCUGGUCAGCCCGCUCACGACUCCGUGUGGUCACACAUUCUGCCAUAUGUGCCUACGCAAGUCGAUCUACCUCGGCGAGGACAAGAACUGCCCGUUGUGUCGCCGGCCCCUGUCGUUACGGUUCGGGAGUACACCCGACUCGCGCCCUGGUAUCUUGAGCGCCUUCCUCCAGCACACAAACGAACUCACCGGGAGCGUUCCCUCCGAGGAGGCGGGCUGGGACACAUGGGGCUGCGUAUCAGAAGACAGACCCAUGCUGCUUGCGCAAGCGUUAUUCCCGGGUAUGAUCGCGACGCUCGAUAUUCCUGAUCACUAUUGGGUUGCCGUUCACCGCGCCCUCGAAGGCGACAAAAUCCUCGCUGUGUGUGCCACGAUCAAUGGCACACCCACGGGCGUUGGCACGCUCGCCAAAAUCUUGGAAAAUAACCGGUUCGAGAACAUGUCCCGCAUCAAAGUGAUGGGCGUAGCAAGGUUCCGUGUCUCGCGCACCAGGGCGGCGAACGAUGGCUGCGUUGUCGGCGAGAUCUGGCCCUUGGACGACAUCAGCCUCGCCGACGAGGAGGAUAAUGAGGCCAGGGAAACAAUGGGAAACCAUAACAAAAAUAACAUGACGUGCAGGGCAGACGUUCCUCGAACAGCGACCAGAUGUCUGUCCGGGCUCGCCACGUAUGUCAUUCACAAAUGCUUGACAAAGGGCGGCCACGCUUGGCUCAAGGAGGGCGCGGCGUUCUCGAGACAUUUUGGACAAACAUUUCCCUACGACCCAGUUGUGCUGCCCUGGUGGUUCGCCAAUAUUGCCCCCAUUAGCGACAGUCAAAGGGUCGGGCUGCUCGUCAGCAAAAGCGUGCGGGAACGGCUGCAAAUCUGCUGGGGCUGGUUGUUCGACUUCGGAAUUGACAGGUUCGGUCUUUGAUCACUGGAUUGUAUCCAGUACCUGGGGUUGGUUACGGAAAUGGUCGUCGUUGAGGGCGGCGGCCCGGGUGGUUUUGAUACCUGAGAACAGCGAAGACAUACCAUAGGUACCUACCAGUCAUAUCGUAUAUAGUACAGCGUUUUCGUUUAUUCCCAACACUCCAUCUCAGUCCGUUAAUUCGUUAGAGCGUUAACUAUCGAUCGAGAGGAAAAAAAAGGGGUUUAAGUGGAGAGAAAAGACA